Messenger RNA from Knipowitschia caucasica, 1143 nucleotides. NCBI's taxonomy places the organism in Eukaryota, Metazoa, Chordata, Actinopteri, Gobiiformes, Gobiidae. The record is from the annotation of a GenBank genome assembly.
AUGGGGUUGAAUACUCGCAUAGAGUGUAUAUUCUUUAGUGAAUUUCACCCCACUCUCGGACCAAAGAUCACUUAUCAGGUUCCAGAAGAGUACAUCUCUCGUGAGCUCUUUGACACCGUUCAGGUUUAUAUUAUCACCAAACCAGAGCUACAAAAUAAACUUAUUACAGUGACUGCAAUGGGAAAGAAGUUGAUUGGAUGUCCUGUAUGCAUUGAACAUAAAAAGUACAGCAGAAACGCACUUCUCUUUAAUUUGGGCUUUGUGUGCGAUGCUCAGACCAACACUUGUCCACUGGAGCCCAUUGUCAAGAAACUCUCUGGCUACCUCACGACCCUCGAGCUUGAAAGUGGUUUUAUAUCUAAAGAAGAUAGCAAACGGAAAUUAUUGCCCAUUAUGUCAACUUUGUUAGAAGAUCUGAAUGCUACAGGAGCCUGCACACUUCCUAUAGAUACAUCCAAUACAAUCCAUUUGAAGGAAAUCCAGCCAAGGAAAGACCCAGCGAUUGUCCAAGAAUAUGACGUGCCAGUUUUCAGUCAGUGCAAGGACCACUUUGUUAAAUCUCAAUGGGACCUCACCACUCAACAGAUCCUGCCUUAUAUCGAUGGAUUCAGACACAUUCAAAAAAUCUCAGCGGAGGCAGAUGUAGAGCUCAAUCUUGUACGAAUAGCUGUGCAGAAUCUACUCUGUUAUAAUGUAGUGACACUGGUUUCAAUAUUUCAGUACAGUAAUGUCUACUGCACAACUCCAAAGGUCCAAAGCCUCAUUGACGACCAGUCCAUCCAAGACGAGUGCCUCAGCUAUGUCACAAAGCAGGGUCAGAAGCGAGCCAGCCUCAGAGAUGUUUUCCAGCUCUACUGUGGUCUAAGUCCAGGAACAACAGUCCGUGACCUUUGUUCUCGAUACUCGCUACAACUUCAAAGAGUUGACGAGAGGAAGCUGGUUCAGUUCGGCCUGAUGAAAUGUCUCAUUCGGAGGCUUCAGAAGUAUCCUGUCAAGGUCGUCCGUGAUGACAGAAGCAGGCCUCCUCGGCUUUUCACCGGUUGUCAUAGUUACGACGAGAUUUGUUGCAAGACGGGAAUAAGUUACCAGGAGUUGGAUGAGCGCUUGGAAAAUGACCCCAACAUUGUUGUAUGCUGGAAGUAA